Fraxinus pennsylvanica is the source of this 825-nucleotide messenger RNA. The record is from the annotation of a GenBank genome assembly. NCBI's taxonomy places the organism in Eukaryota, Viridiplantae, Streptophyta, Magnoliopsida, Lamiales, Oleaceae.
AUGAUCUCUGGUGAAAUUCCAAAUGGAUGGCCUUUUAAGAAGUUCACGUCAGAUUUUUUUGUAAGAGAAUUGUGUGGAGCAUCUCAGUUUAAGGUUAAGCGAUGCAAAGAUAAUACAACUAGAUUAUCAAGCAAUACCAGAAUUUUGAAGUACAUUUUACCAUCAAUUGCUGUUGUAUUGAGUCUGGUCAUUACUGUGGUUUAUGUAAUUAGACGCCGUAGCAGAAGUACAAUUCUACCUGCUCACUCUACUUCCCCCAUCACUGUCAAGAAAAUUUCAUAUCAUGAAGUUCUAAAUGCUACCGAUAAUUUUGGUGAAGAGAAUCUUAUUGGCAAAGGUAGUACUGGUUUAGUGUACAAGGGAAUAUUUCGAGAUGGAAUGAUAGCUGCAAUUAAGGUUUUUAAUCUAGAUUUGGAAGGUGCAAACCAAUGUUUUGAUGCUGAGUGCCAAAUAUUGCACAACAUUCGUCACAGAAAUUUUGUCAAGAUAAUUAGUAGUUGCUCUAACCUUGAUCUUAAAGCCUUGGUGCUGGAAUAUAUGCCUAAUGGAAACCUUACAAAAUGGCUAUCCUCGAGCAACUAUUUCCUAAAUGUGGCUCAAAGAUUGGAAAUAAUGAUAGAUGUGGCGUCUGCACUCGAGUAUCUACAUUAUGGGUGUCCCUUUCCGAUUGUCCAUUGUGAUCUGAAGCCCAACAACAUACUUUUAGAUGAAGCUAUGGUUACCCAUGUUGGAGACUUUGGCAUUUCCAAGCUUUUAACAGAAGACCAGAAAAUUUCAAUUAAAAAGACAUUGGGCACCACUGAAUAUAUGGCUCCAGGUAAAUGA